This is a messenger RNA of Dibothriocephalus latus, 789 nucleotides long. Lineage: Eukaryota; Metazoa; Platyhelminthes; Cestoda; Diphyllobothriidea; Diphyllobothriidae. The record is from the annotation of a GenBank genome assembly.
UUGCGUGUACACACCGUUCCCUCUAGCACCCCGUCCCCAUCCACCAGUCGCCCCGACCCCUUUUUCGCCCCGGCCCCCUUUCAACCUGGACAGGACGUUGACGUUUGGCUUGCCAACCUCUCAUUUUUCCUGGUUGACGUUCCCUCAGCGGACCACACCAGUUACCUGCUCGCCCUUCUCUCUCCUGAAGCCCUCUCCCCUGCCCUCAAAAACGGCCUCACCAUUAAAACCCCUUUUGACGAAGCCCGCAAACGUUUAUCUUCACAGAAACACCAACAGUCAGCUGAUGAUUUCGCCCACGAGCUCGAACGAUUGGCUUCCCUUGCCUAUGCCUCCACACCGCCCGAGGAACCCGACGAAAUCCUUCGCGACCGCUUCAUAGUCGGACUAAACGACCCCACCCUGAAACAUCACCUAGCUAUCAGCCGUCCCCAUGCCCUUCGUACUGCACUAGUACAAUGCGAUAGUUUUACGCAAGUUGUCGAUCAAGAACCUAUCCCGCCUGCUAUUCCUUCAAACCCACGUCCGUCCGUCCCAUCCACAAAACGUCUUCCUCCCAACCGAUUACAUCUAUCCAAAGCAACCGCCGGCGACCCCUUCCCGUCCGCUUCCCCAACCACAACCCUGGCUGCGAGUACUGCGACGCCUUUGGUCCUCGAGCACGUCACUGCGGCCACAACCCACCCUGUAAGUCCCCUCUUUUUAACUCUCUUUUUGCCAAUGACAUCCCACACCCACCUGCCUUCACUAUCGCUAUAUUUAUGUCCAAUUUCCGUAUACAAGCUUUAG